UAUUAUUUGUAUAAUCCAAGUUUGAGAUCAAAAGUUAUGAUAAAAACAAAAAACGCAAAAAAAAUUGUAAAAUUUCUAGGGGUGAAACACCUAGAAUUUUCGAAUCUCCUAGGGACUUUUGAAAAUUCUAGGCGUUCCUCCCCUAAAGUUUUGAAAAAAUUAGGCAUUUGGCCUCCACUCCCAAAAAAAAAAACAUCUUAUAUUCCGGCGAUGUGUCCAAUGAUCUUGCCCUCAAUCAGUGGUGGUUUGUUGGGAGGAGAAAGUGUUAGAUUGAGUUAGAACAUGGAAUACACGCGAGGGUAUGUUUGUCCAUUCAUAUUUAAAUAUGGGCAUUCCAUAGUAAAAUAAGGGCGUCGUUUCACUUUUCACUUAAUUUUGUUUUAGUCCUUAUAUUUUACAGCAGUUUUCUUUUUUUUUUUUUUUUUGAAAAAUUUUACAACAGUUUAUUCUCUCCCAAUUUUUUUCUGUUUCUCUAUAAUUCUCAACAUAUAAUGUGUGAUUUCAUAAUUAGUGACAUGAUGAAAUGUUUUUUAAUUCAAUCAUUUUCCAAACUUACUAUGCUACAAAACUCUCAUAAGGCAAUCACCUUCUUCAACACUCUCAUACCCCCAAAAAUUCCCCCAAAUUCGAUUUCUAGGGUUUGGAAUCUGCUACAAUGUGCAUCAUUCUGCAAUCUCAAAGUCCAUUGGCGCAAAGACGAGAAGCUCGACGAAUCAAUUCGAGCCGACAAGAAAUGGCGGCUUUGCGCUCGAAUCGUCAAAGAGGUUCUCAACGAACCAGGUCAGGUGAUGCCAUUGCGCUACUUAGAGAAGCGUAGAGAAAGAUUGAAGCUCAACGUCACUACAAAAGUAUUCAUUGAUCAAAACCCCCUUCUUUUUGAUACUUAUUUUGAUCGAAUUCGACCUAAAUCGGAUUCUGUUACUUUUAUUAAACCUAGUGAAUCGCUUCGAAGAUUUUUGGAAGAAGAAGAGCGGAUUUAUGCUGAAAAUGAGCUGUUAAUUGUUUCGAAAAUUUGUAAAAUGUUGAUGAUGGCGAAAAAUAGGGUGAUUAAUGUGGAGAAAUUGGUUCAUGUUAAGCGAGAAUUCGGGUUUCCGAAUGAUUUUUUGAGCAAAUUAGUGCCCAAAUACUCUAAUUAUUUCAAAUUGGUUGGUGGUUUUGAUGAGAAUUCGUACUUAGAGUUGGUUUCUUGGGAACCCGAGUUUGCGAAAUCUGUGAUAAUGUUGAAGGCUGAGGAAGAAGAGAGGUUGACUGGGAUUAGGGUUAGACCUUCAUUUGAUUGGAAAUUGCCACCAGGAUUUUAUAUCAAGAAAGGAAUGAGAGAGUGGGUUAGAGACUGGAUGGAGAUGCCUUACAUUAAUCCUUAUGACGAUGCAUCUCAUUUAGACUCGAGUUCGAGGGAAAUGGAGAAGAGGAUGGUAGGGGUACUUCAUGAGUUAUUAUCGUUGUCGUUGUUUAAGAGGAUUCCUGUUCCGAUUUUAGGGAAGUUUAGUGAGGAUUACAGAUUGUCGAAUGCAUUUUCGAGUGUGUUUACUAGGCAUUCGGGUAUAUUCUAUAUGUCUUUGAAGGGAGGGAUUGAGACCGCGGUGCUGAGAGAGGCGUAUAAGGGUGGUGUAUUGGUUGACCGGGAUCCGUUGCUUGAGAUUAAGGACAAGUUUGUUGAGUUGUUGGAGGAGGGGUGGGAAAUGAGGAUGGAGGAAUUGAGGUUGAGGAGGGAAAGUGCUCGUAAUCGCAAUAAGUCAGUGACGCUUGGGAGUUCGGAGUUGGAGUCUCAAGAGGAUGAUGAUCAUCUUUGAAAUGGGGAGAAACGUGCUCGAAGUUGUUGUUAUGCUGAUGGCAGAGAUUUUCGCACUGGUCCUAGCGUUCAAUUGUUCAUAGUGGCCUUAUAUUUUGGGUAUUGAUAGCAAAAGUAGAGUUGGUGGAAUUCAGUUAUAUGCUAGAUAAUAUUGAUUUCACUUCCAAUUUGAUGUUGCUAGUUAUGUUUGUUUACUUUGGAUUUUAAAUAAUUCAAUCUUAGGCUAGUAGAGAACCUGUUCCUUGGCAUUUUUAUACUUGCUCUCUAUUAUUUCUCGUUGUAUGACUGCUCCUUUGUUCGAGUAUAAUUUCUGCUAUAAAUAACAUGAUACAAAUUGUGAA
Molecule: messenger RNA, 2133 nt
Organism: Chenopodium quinoa (quinoa)
Lineage: Eukaryota; Viridiplantae; Streptophyta; Magnoliopsida; Caryophyllales; Amaranthaceae
Product: protein ROOT PRIMORDIUM DEFECTIVE 1-like
Exons: 1
Coding region: 492-1793 (433 amino acids)
Molecular function (GO): RNA binding
Source: RefSeq, a predicted model, not a curated record